Molecule: messenger RNA, 1443 nt
Organism: Emys orbicularis (European pond turtle)
Lineage: Eukaryota; Metazoa; Chordata; Testudines; Emydidae
Gene: TYMP
Product: thymidine phosphorylase
Exons: 9
Coding region: 1-1443 (480 amino acids)
Biological process (GO): pyrimidine nucleobase metabolic process; pyrimidine nucleoside metabolic process
Cellular component (GO): cytosol
Molecular function (GO): 1,4-alpha-oligoglucan phosphorylase activity; pyrimidine-nucleoside phosphorylase activity
Source: RefSeq, a predicted model, not a curated record
AUGGACCGGACCGGCCCCGGCUCAGGCAGCACCUUCCCGGCGCUGAUCCGCAAGAAGCGGGACGGGGAGAAGCUGCGGGAUGAGGAGAUUCGCCGCUUCGUCCGGGCCGUGACCCGCGGGGGGCUCCAGGAGGGGCAGAUGGGGGCCAUGCUGAUGGCCAUCCGGCUGCGGGAUAUGGAUCCGGACGAGACGCUGACUCUGACCCAGGAGAUGGCGGUGUCGGGAAGGGUCCUGGAGUGGCCCGACAGCUGGCAGAGGCUCCUGGUCGACAAACAUUCCACGGGGGGCGUGGGAGACAAGGUCAGCCUGCCCCUGGCCCCGGCCCUGGCUGCCUGUGGCUGUAAGGUGCCCAUGAUCAGUGGCCGGGGACUGGGCCAUACCGGGGGCACGCUGGACAAGCUGGAGUCCGUGCCGGGGUUCAACGUCUCUCAGAGCCCCGAGCAGAUGAGGUGCAUCCUGGAACAGGUGGGGUGCUGCAUCGUGGGGCAAAGCGAGGAGCUGGUCCCGGCGGACAAGGUGCUCUACGCCCUGCGGGACGUCACGGCCACCGUCGACAGCCUGCCCCUCAUCACAGCUUCCAUUCUGAGCAAGAAGGCAGCAGAGAAGGUCUCGGCCCUGGUGCUGGACGUGAAGUUCGGCAGCGCUGCCCUCUACACCAGUCUGGACAGCGCCCGGACCCUGGCCCAGAGCCUGGUGUCGGUGGGCAGCCGGCUGGGGAUCUGCACGGUGGCCAUGCUCAGCAGGAUGGACGGGCCCCUGGGGCAGCGCGUGGGCCACUCCCUGGAGGUGCUGGAGGCCCUGCAGUGCCUGGAGGGCCAGGGGCCAGCGGAUCUGCAUCACCUGGUCACCACGCUAGGGGGCUCUCUGCUGUGGCAGUGCGGGAAGGCCAGCUCGGUGGGGCAGGGCGCCGCCCGCAUCGCAGCCUCGCUGGCUGAUGGCUCGGCCCUGGGGAAGUUCCAGGCCAUGCUGCAGGCCCAGGGGGUGGAGGCCGGCAUGGCCCGGGCCCUGUGCACAGGGACGGAGGAGCAGCGCUACCAGGUGCUCGGCCGGGCUCGGGCCCAGGAGGAGCUGCCCGCGGCCCAGGACGGCACAGUGCAGAGGGUCGAGGCCCUGCCCAUCGCCCAGGUGCUGCAUGAGCUGGGAGCCGGCCGCACCCAGAAGGGGCAGCCAAUCAACCACCACGUGGGGGCCGAGCUGCUGGUGACGGUGGGGCAGCGCGUGGCUAAAGGUUCACCCUGGAUCCGGAUUCACUACGACACCCCGGAGCUGAGCAACGAUCAGAGACGCACCCUGCAGGGGGCGCUGGACCUGGCAGGCUCGGAGCCCUUCGCGCCCAGCUGCAAGGUCGCAGAGAUCAUCCUGCCACAGGGCAGCCGGUCACUGGAGGAGGUGACAGGGGAGCAGGGCUUGGGGAGCAGCCAGGCACUGCUCUGCUCUGCCUGA